AUGCAGUUUCUCUUCCGUUGUUUCUUCUUAGCACUUUCAAUCGUAUUAUUACUUAUUCUCUUUUACGAAAUCAGCGUAAAAGAAAGAGUUUAUGAUGAAGCCGAAUUGCACAAAGAUGAAGCGUGGUGGAAUGAAUCCUACGACUACAAAAUUGAGUACAGAAAAUAUGCUAUACAUCCGUUGGCUAACUCGCUACUAAUCGCUUUGAAACGACAAAGCAAAGCGAACGCGUCAUAUGGCAUACAAGAAACGUGGGCGUUACCGCCAUUUGGACCACUUCGAGAAAACAUUUUGAUAGCACCCGAUUACGAUCUGGCAACGUGCCAAAUUGAGAAGGUAAUGACUACUGUUCGUGACGCGAUUUUUUGCUAUCUUGACGAUCCAAUCGAAUUCAUAAUAAACAAUCGGACGAUAUCUUCGGGAACCUGGAACGAGAGUUUUUGCGGUUGGUCCAACUAUCGUUCGAACAUCGAUGACGUUGAGAGAGAAAUGGGAAGGAAGUAUAAACGUUUCGCUUUGAUUCGCAAUCCAUUCGAGAGAUUUCUCAGCGGAUAUGUUGACAAAUGCCUCAAUGAGGACAACUUUUCGCCGCAAGUUCGUUGUCUUGCUUGCGGAUUCAGCAUGCGAUGUUUUGUCGAAAGGCUUUUUCAUUUACUAUAUGGCAUGUAUUACAAUCGAACUUACCUUGCCAGGGAAAUCUGGUACGUGGCAAGACACUUUGCUCCGCAAAGCUGGCAGUGCAAUUUCAAAAAGCAACUUAGCACAUAUGAUCUGAUUGUGUAUCCCGAGUCAGCCAACCAGAAAUUGCUUAUCGCCAAAGAAAUUGACAGAGUACUCAGGAAAUCAAAUGUUCCCAAAGGGAUUCGCGCUUAUAUUAAAAAUGAAACGAUAAAAGGACGAUCUCCUCAUUCGACAUUGAGAACUCGAGCUCGGAAUAGAAUAAGAAAAUCGAUAGCACCUAACUACGACCUGGCAACAUGCCAAAUUGAGAAGGUAAUGACAACUAUUCGUGAUGCAAUUUUCUGUUAUCUACGCGAUCCAAUCGGAUUCAAAGCACAUGAUCGACGGAUAUCGUCAGAAUCAUGGAGCGAGAGGCAGUGCAAUUUCAAAAAGCAGCUUAGCACAUAUGACUUGAUUGUGUAUCCCGAAUCAUCGAACCAGGAAUUGCUUAUUGCAGAAGAAUUUGACAGGGUGCUUAGGAAAUCAGGUGUUCCUAAACGAAUUCGGGCUGAUAUUAAGAGAGAAGUGAUAAAUGAUAAGGGAUACCCGGAACGGACUCAAGGAGGGGAUGCGAUCGACUACGAACAACAGAGCAGCUUUCGAGCAAUACCAUGUUCGAAAAGAGAGAACGAGGACAUGACACGAGCUGGAGGUCAGCGGCGUCCUUGA
Messenger RNA from Necator americanus (New World hookworm), 1389 nucleotides. RefSeq lists its product as uncharacterized. The coding region runs from base 1 to 1389 and encodes 462 amino acids. The record is from RefSeq and is a predicted model, not a curated record. Gene Ontology annotation, molecular function: chondroitin 4-sulfotransferase activity. The transcript has 10 exons. Lineage: Eukaryota; Metazoa; Nematoda; Chromadorea; Rhabditida; Ancylostomatidae. Gene Ontology annotation, biological process: positive regulation of response to oxidative stress. Gene Ontology annotation, cellular component: membrane.